This is a messenger RNA of Ictalurus furcatus (blue catfish), 2928 nucleotides long. RefSeq names its product mirror-image polydactyly 1 (gene mipol1). NCBI's taxonomy places the organism in Eukaryota, Metazoa, Chordata, Actinopteri, Siluriformes, Ictaluridae. The transcript has 14 exons. Bases 502 to 2094 code for a protein of 530 amino acids. The record is from RefSeq and is a predicted model, not a curated record.
CGUUGCCAUGUUCAUUUAUAAUAAACGUGACAGCUAGUGCUGUGUCCACUUUGCCAUUCAUUUAAUGACCUGGAAUAACUUGUUUUCAAGUAACUUGUAACAGCGAGCUCGUCUCCUUGAACUCCUUAACAUACUCCUUAACAGCGAGCUUGAACUCCUUAACGAACUCCUUAACAUAGAAGAAAAAGUAAAAGGAGUAAAAAUAAAACCGAAAGAAAGCACAAUUGCUAGCUAAUAAGUAAGCUAACUUGCUAAAACGGAGUUUGCAUACAAGAAAAUGGUUUUCUUGCUACAGUUAGAGGGAAGCCUAACUUUUGCAUUUUUAAGGUGUGUGUGUGUGUGUGUGUGUGUGUGUGUGUGUGUGUGUGUGUGUGUGUUCCUGGAGUGAGGAGUUUGUUGUCUUGUAUCAAGUUGCAUUGCAUUGCCAGUGUAAGCGGAGACGCCGCAUAGAACAAGUCUGAUGGUCAAAUAACAUUAGCGACGACUUCUCAUGUAUAACCUAUGAAUUGUCACAGCAUGGCACACGAUGUUAAAACAGCAAUCCAGAGAGCGAAACAUAAAAUUUCGAGCUUGGAGAAUGAGCUGUGUGCCAAAAGGGAGAAUUGCUCAGAGGGUGAGGAGAAAAACCAUCAGAUGCCAUGGAAGCUCAAACAAGAGCUGAAGGAUUCACUUGUUGAUAUGUACAAAGCUAAUCCCAAAGUCAAUGAGGAACUGAAACAAAGGCUGCCGUCCCCUAUAAAGCGCCAUUGUUCAGAGACCACACCACAACCUGGGUUCUGCAGUCAGGGCUCCAGUCCAGAUAUCUCGCAAGCUACGUUGGAGACAGUGGCCCCGGAGAAAAAGCUGAAAGGUCCUGACUCUCCCAGGGCUAGAGAAGACCCAGUGCGUAUACCUUCUCCACCACCGCCACCACCCCUACCAGCCACAGUUAGAAAUCUAGAGGAGGUGAUGCUGUCCCACCAGAGAGCCGACACACAGCACAGCCUGGACGGAGAGGAGACAGACAACAGGGCUGCCAGCAAAUCACCUUGUGUUACACCUGAGUCAGCAGGAUCCAGAGGACUCACAGAUGAGGGCAAUGAGAAUUCCAAAGUUACUCAUGAAACCAAAAGGCAAGUCCCGUUCCUGGAUAAAGAGAAGAACAUUGCAUUCCUAUUGAAGGAGCUGGACUCGCUCAGAGACCUCAAUAACAAGCUCCAGGACAAGCUGGCCCUGAAGGAGAAGGAGCUUGAGACUUUGCGAUUGGACAGCCAGCUUCAGGAAGAGAAACUUGGGGCCCAUGCAUGUGAGAGAGCUGCAGCAUUAGUGGAGGAGAUUUAUAAAGCUCAGAGGGAGAGGGACCAGGCUGUCAUGGCCAGACUGCGGCUAGCUAAUGAGGAGCGGGAUGAGGCUCUUCUCCGAGCCAAGAAACUUCAUGAGGCAGUACUUGAGCUGGAGAAUAUUAACCCAGAGGAAACUGACAUGGACCUGGAGGAGUUGCUCAACAGAGUGAGCAGUGCGGAUUCUGCCUUGAGCAUUGAGAAGGGUGGUAUGGCCAUCAUGGAGCGCAUUCAGAGGGCUAGGGAGCGCCGCUCUAAGAUUACCUCUGAGGAGAUGAAAGCUGUCAUAGAGGAGCGAGACAAUGCCUUAACCAGGUGCAAGCGCCUCGAGCAAGAGCUUCUUCACACCAGAGAGCUGAGCCAAACCAACAACACCUGUCACUUGAACAUGGCACACAAUCAGGAACGGGUGCACAAGAUUCAGGUAGAGUUGGAGGCUGUGCAGCGAGAGAAGGAUAUGGCUGUGGAACUUGGGCACAAAAUGGAGGAGGAGCUCCAGGCCCUGCGCAGGUGCCACAGUGCACAGCAGAGCCAAACAGAGGAGUCUCCAUGCUCAUCCUCUCCCACAUGUGUUAAGGACAGCAGCACAGCCCAAGGACAGAAUCUGCUGAAUCGUGUGCAGCAGCUCACCUCAGAGCUACAGAACACUCGAACUCAACUCCAAGUGACACAGGAGUCUGAAAGAGAGGCCACUGAAAAAGUGCACAAGCUAGAGCGGUUGGUAGACGUCCUGAGGAAGAAGGUGGGCACAGGCAGUGUCCGUACUGUGAUCUGACUGGCCGGUGGGUGAUUGGAGCAGACGGCCACAUCUGGUGACCAGGCUGCUGUGUUUAACUCUGAGCAAACAGCCGAAGCCCUUCCUGGGCAAACACGGACUGGAAGUGCUGCUUGCUCUCACCCUCAGCCCUUCACUCCCUUCUCAUAACCUUCAUACACACUUUCUCACUGUUAUAGUCUCUGAUUGAUGCUACUGUAACCAGCCAUUUUAUCUCAACCGUGUCUUUGAAGUGUUAUUUUUUUAUGUCUUGAUUUGAACAAUGUGUUCAGUGUCCAAGGAUCUGGGUACCCUAAUGAGGUCUUUUACUUCUGAAAUAUAAAAUGUUUAGCUGGCCUGUUUUGUGUAUUAAAUGGUUUACAGAGUAAUAUCAGAUGAACCAGGCAAGUGUUGGGUAUUUUUCAGCAAUAAAUAAAGGGACCUUGAUUUCAAGUCUGUGCUUGAUUAGAUUUGACAACUAAGAAAAUAUAUAAGGCUUUUUAUUUUGUAAAUAUAAUUGGAUUUUUUUUUUUCUGAAAGCUUUUUUUUUUUAAGAAAUAUUAAAAUAUUUGCAAAGUAUGAGUUGUGAGUAUAAAAAGCAGCCUUGUGAUGAUAAAUGUCAGACAGAGGAGGAAGUUAUCGGCAGAUUUACGGCCGCUCACCACACCACAGGUUUUCUUAAACCCUGUCUGCUCCUGAUAGUGGACAUGCACCAUAUUAUCUGAUUGUUUUUUUUUCAUUAGCUGACAUUAUCUAUUUCAAGUGAGAAUAAAUGCUAACGUUUUCAGUUUUUUAAACUGAUGUAACUGACAUGGUUUAUACAACAAUCAUUACCAUCUUAAUCUAUUGUAAAUU